CUAGUUGCAUACAUCAAACUGUGCUAUUUUAUUCUCUAUCUUAAGUUGUUUUUCACUAUCAAGGAGGAGAAUAUGAUCCCAUCCUUCGUCCCAGGUGUAGUUAACUACAACGGUGAUCUUGCUGACAGAACAAAAAUCGGUGGUUGGGUGUCUGCAUCUCUCAUUGUAGCCAUUUACGUGUUUGCUCUUUUUCUUCUCCCCGAUGCUCUGCCUCCCGAAAGCCUCCCCCAUAGCCACCGACGCACUCUUCUUGAGAAAAACCAGUGAGAGGCUUGACUGAUUUCCUUCUUUUCUUGUCCAAGAACCGAUUUUAGGACUUAGAACACUCUCCUAAACCCAGAAUUUUCUAGAUCUACGUUGCUUUGUGUCUGCCUCCUCUGCUGUCCGCGAGUUUCUGCUGUGUGAGGUGCGAAUUUUGGGCUUUUUCUGGUAAGCUACAGCCAUGAAUCCCUCUCUUUAACUUUGAUUUAGGUUGGGUUUACUUAAUUUCUUUGUCCUUCCAAUUUUGAGGUAGCCGUGAGUCCCCUACAGAAUUUGCCGCCGGCUUCUUCCCUCCGCCAAGUCCGGUUCUGCAGCUGGCUGGAAAUUCUAGAAACGAAACCGAAGACGGGGAAAUCACGGGAAGUGACGAGUUAGAAAACUAGCCAUUUCGAGAUUGAAAUAGAUUUUAGAAUAAAUCAUGAUCUUGUAAACUCGACUUUAUUGGAGGUUUAUGAUAUUAGAGCAAAUUAUAAAAUUUGAUCUUCAGAUUUUGGUGGUAUUAGAUGUGAAUUGGAUAAGUUUUGAGCCUUGUACAUUUGUGGGACCCUUUCACGAGUGCACGGCGUCUGCUACGUCUCCGGAUUUGGGUUCUGGGGCAUGACAAUAAUUUCAUUAGAUUUUUAGUUAUUUCAUGAUUUGUUGCUUUAUAAUAAUAUUUCUAAAACAAACAAAUGUAUUGAUCUAGU
Molecule: messenger RNA, 947 nt
Organism: Rubroshorea leprosula
Lineage: Eukaryota; Viridiplantae; Streptophyta; Magnoliopsida; Malvales; Dipterocarpaceae
Source: the annotation of a GenBank genome assembly